ACAACUCACCCGUGAGCCGAGCCGAGACCCCCAUUAAAAAACUGCGACUUGGCUAGCAAGCGCGCGCGAGUGAGUAGAGCGCCCCCUGCCACCGGGUCUCGUCAACGCCCACGGCUCGUUCGGCCGCCGCUGCACAACGACAGGCAGCAACCGUGAGGGGGAGAGAGGACCCAGCAGCCAAGAAGCGGAUAAGCGACGAUGGAGGUGGGCGGUGCGAUGGCUUCCGUGCUCUUCGCGGCCUUCUCCCUGCCGUGCCUCCUCCUCCUCCUGGUCCUCGGCGAGGCCGGCCUCCGCGUCGCCGCGCUCGCGCUCCGCGGCGGCGUGGGCGGGCACGCCUGGCCCACGCGCUCCGUGUUCCUCGGCUACCGCAUCUCGCGCCCCGGAGGCGGAGGCUCGUCCUCCUACUCCUUCCAUGGUGACGACGAGCCGCCGCUGCCGUCCGAGUGCUGCGACCGCCUCGCCGUCGCGCUGUACCGCCGCGAGCAGGCCGGGCCGGAGGCAGAGUGCGUGUUCUGCCUGUCCGGCAUCGGGGACGGCGAGGAGGUGCGCGAGCUCCGGUGCCGCCACGUCUUCCACCGCGCCUGCCUCGACGCCUGGCUCGUCCGCCCGCGCGCCACCUGCCCGCUCUGCCGCGACCGGCUCCUCCCCUCCGAGCCGCCCCGCGCCUGCAGCGCCGAAAGCGACGUCGACAUCGACGGCUACUUCGUAGACGACGAUGCCCAGGACCUCUCCUCCUCGUCCUCGUCCUCGCCCUCCUCCACCUUGCCGGCCGACGCCGUAUCCGCCUACGCCCACGGCGGCGCGCUCUGGCACAUGACGUGAAUACCUGCGAUCUUUCUUCUUGCUUGUUAAAUGUAUUUGAUUUUUUUUUUCCAUUUCUUCGACCUGUUGAGCUGAUCGAUGAUAGUGUAGAUGACCAGUCCUGGUCCUGGUACAUAGCACUAGCUAGGAGCACUGCAGUACUGCUCCCAUUGUUGUUCGUGUUCACUUGCUUGGUUCCAUCAUCCAUGGAUAACGACGGCUCACCUGCCUCUCUUCUUUAA
Phragmites australis (common reed) is the source of this 1043-nucleotide messenger RNA. RefSeq names its product RING-H2 finger protein ATL5-like. Gene Ontology annotation, molecular function: zinc ion binding; ubiquitin protein ligase activity. The transcript has a single exon. Gene Ontology annotation, biological process: protein ubiquitination. The record is from RefSeq and is a predicted model, not a curated record. The coding region runs from base 199 to 822 and encodes 207 amino acids. Lineage: Eukaryota; Viridiplantae; Streptophyta; Magnoliopsida; Poales; Poaceae.